This is a messenger RNA of Aureobasidium pullulans EXF-150, 824 nucleotides long. RefSeq lists its product as uncharacterized. Bases 1 to 444 code for a protein of 147 amino acids. Lineage: Eukaryota; Fungi; Ascomycota; Dothideomycetes; Dothideales; Saccotheciaceae. Gene Ontology annotation, biological process: translation. The record is from RefSeq and is a predicted model, not a curated record. The transcript is spliced from 4 exons. Gene Ontology annotation, cellular component: cytosolic large ribosomal subunit; ribosome. Gene Ontology annotation, molecular function: structural constituent of ribosome.
AUGAAGUUCCUUAAGGUCGGCCGUGUCGCCAUCAUCAGCCGUGGCAGAUAUGCAGGCAAGAAGGUCGUCAUCAUCCAGCCCGUCGACCAGGGCACCAAGUCCCACCCCUUCCCUCACGCCCUUGUUGCCGGCAUUGAGCGUUACCCUCAGCAAGUCACCCGCCGCAUGUCCAAGGCCCGCCAGACCAAGCGCUCAAAGGUCAAGCCUUUCAUCAAGGUCGUCAACUACAACCACAUCAUGCCCACUCGCUACACUCUUGAGCUCGAGGGCCUGAAGGGUGCCGUCACCAACGACACCUUCAAGGAGGUUUCGCAAAGAGAGGACGCCAAGAAGAACAUCAAGAAGGCCCUCGAGGAGCGUUACCAGAGCGGCAAGAACAAGUGGUUCUUCACUCCUCUCAGUAUGAUGAGACCCCGUCCGUACCAUCGCAGGCCAAACGACUAAGAUUCUAGAUGACUCGACAAUGCGCGGUGCACUUCUUGGUUGGGGGAGUCUUUCAAAAAUUACUUCAUGGACACGGGGGACUCAAGACUUAGCUGUCUUUAACGCAUGAUCAUGGGACAUAGCGAGUCAAAAUACCAACGUCUCGAAACAAAAAGGAAAAGUUCAAAAAAAUUCUUCCAACCUCUUCAAAAUGUCCACGAGCAACAAGUGCAGGAUCUGGUCGAGUUUGGGAGCGAUACCACCGAACGAAAACUUCAACACGCCGGUCUUGCGAAGACAUCUCACCUUCAACCACGUUCACCGCAUACGAUACCCGCGAGCAUGGCAACACACUGCGGAUGAUGGCAACGAUACACACUGUUCACGACUGUCCCCCGCGC